Messenger RNA from Tremella mesenterica DSM 1558, 1890 nucleotides. RefSeq lists its product as uncharacterized. Gene Ontology annotation, molecular function: DNA binding. The coding region runs from base 1 to 1890 and encodes 629 amino acids. The transcript is spliced from 14 exons. Gene Ontology annotation, cellular component: nucleus; replication fork protection complex. NCBI's taxonomy places the organism in Eukaryota, Fungi, Basidiomycota, Tremellomycetes, Tremellales, Tremellaceae. The record is from RefSeq and is a predicted model, not a curated record. Gene Ontology annotation, biological process: DNA replication checkpoint signaling; replication fork processing; replication fork arrest.
AUGGCAACUCUAGAAGAUCUAUUCGGUUCUCCCGGUGUUACAAGAGAACAUUCACCGAAGAUCAAUACUUCCCAUAAACAUAAACGGGCAGGACCAGAAGAAGACUUAUUUGACGAUGACGAUUUCUUAAUGGACCUUCCACCCCCUCUUCCGCCCGUUGGACAGGUUUUUGACCCUUUGGCUUUUGACGGAGCGUAUGUUGGAGGAGUAGGUACUACAGAAAAGAGAGGUGGGGAUGAUGAUUUAGAUGGAGGAGGUAAAAAAAGGAGGAUAAUACCGAAGAUUGAUGCUGAAAGGUUAUUAGGGGAUAAAGGUAUACCUGGUUUAAUGAGAGUUGCAAAAAAGUUUAAACCUAGAGGUAAAGGACAAGAAAUGGCCGACUUACGUGACUUAUUAGGGAUAUAUCAAAUGUGGGCACAUGGGAUGUUCCCUAAAGGAGAUUUCGCAGGGACUAUAUCCCGUGUUGAAAAAGUCUGUCAUUCUCGAAGGAUGGAAUCCGCUAUGAAAGGUUUCCGAGAAUCUUUCUACCCUCCAAAACAUCGCACACCCAGUCCGCCAUUAGGUUCUUCACAACAAGAACGUCCCUCUUCACAUUCUUCUCCUAUUUUACGUUCCAACCGUCAACAAUCCCAAAUAGAUGAAGAUCAGGCACAAAGUGACCGUGCGGGAUCUGGGAAUGAUGAAGUUCCUCAAGAAGGACGUAAAGAACCUUUGUUUGACGGACCGGAUAUGGACGAAUUGGUAGCUAUGGAAGAGAUGGAAAGGGAGUCUCAAGAUAAACGGUCUGGAUCCAAGGUCGUAGAGAAUGAACCGCCGGUUUUGGAUGAGGAAGAUGAAUGGGAGGGAACAUCUUUAGAUGCAGUCUGCGUGACGCCAGACACUGCCUCACUUGCUACGAGAAUUACUUUAUGUAUAUCACCGUCGCCAGGAUUGCCGAUCAAAGCCGAAAGAAAUCUCAUGGUGAAAGAGGUACGAUCAACUCAAAAGAUGAAGGAAACUUUGUUACCCAUUUCACCGCCUAUAGGACUUCAUCUCGAUUACUGUUCAGAAGAAGAACGUAUCAUCCUUCUCAAAUCCGUCAUCUUAGCUUGGUCCAGUCCCGCAUUUACAAUCACAGACGAAUUAGAAAGACCUAUCUUCAAAUGCGAAGCUGAUCGAUUAUCUCUCCGAACUAAGAAACAUCUUGUCAGUUUGGAAGGAGAGAAAUUGUUGGUUUUAGAACGCAAAUUGGGCAAUUUUUUUUGUACUUGUGAAGGUAAGAAUGAGAAGGGAGAGGUGGUUCUACGAGUUGAGCAGAAAUGGUCUGUGCACAACAAGUUAGAAGCGACGUUCACCAGUCCUAAUACAGGUGAACCCGUCAAGCUCCAUCUUAAGGGGAACAUAUGGGGUAACGAAGCUGUGAUAGCUUGGGGAGAUAAACCUGUCGCUCAAAUGCAUACGGAUUGGAAGUUGGGUAAGAUAGCCAAGGAUAAACAACCAUUUACCGUCAGGAUAGCCCCGGGAGUGGACCCCAUAAUCAUCUCGGCCAUCUGUUUAUGUUUCCACGAAGCGACCCUGUCAAGCGGUCGGAUCACCUCGGAUCUGAAUGGUGAGACACUCUUACGUGUGGUCGGAUCAAGAUACGAUGAACUGGGUCCAGACACUAGGGGAUCGGUCAACGUCUCUAAACGGGGCAUGUCCGUGCUUCACGCCAUCACAGGGUCCGGCGAUUGGCAAAAGCAGAUGAGGACGCUUGCUGUUUCGGUAGCUUGGGCGUCUUGUAUGGAUCAUGGGUCAUUCAUGGACCAUGGGUACAGCAAAGAAGGUGGCAGCAUGGCAGCAUGGCACGUUGGGAAAGUGAUGCAACAUGCUCCGGUCCGUUUGAUCGUCGUUCAGCGUCGGGAUCAGUAA